AUGAAUAGCUCAGGAAAUGAUACCUCCCCUUACAAGUGUAUAUUUGAUGAAGAUUUCAAGUAUGUUCUUCUUCCAGUGUCCUACGGGAUCGUGCUCUGCGUUGGGCUUAUUCUCAACAUCCUGGCCCUUUACAUCUUUCUGUUCCGGAUUAAGCCCUGGAAUGCUUCAACUACAUACAUGUUUAACCUGGCUAUCGCGGACAUUAUGUAUGUCAUCUCCCUGCCCCUUCUGAUCUACUAUUAUUCCCAGGGCGAUGACUGGCCAUUUGGGGAAGCAUUGUGCAAAAUUGUCAAAUUUCUCUUCUACAACAACAUGUAUUGCAGCAUCUUCUUCUUGCUUUGCAUCAGUAUCCACCGAUUCAUUGGGAUCUGCUUCCCUAUGAAGUCGUUGGGUUGGUUGAAGGUUCGAAAUGCCCGCAUUAUAUCCGUCGUGGUCUGGAUCUUCAUUGCUGCUUUCCAGUCCCCUAUAUUGUAUUUUGUGACCACAAGCACAAAGGGAGAUAGCACCACCUGCCACGACACUUCUAGCGUGGAUUUAUUUGAUACUUUUGUCGUCUACAGCUCGGUCAGCUUGGCUUUGCUCUUCUGUGUCCCGUUUGUUAUCAUCAUCAUCUGCUACACUUUGAUGACCCGGGCCCUCAUGAAGCCCUCAGCAGCUUCUUCUGACACCUCAAACUCCAAAAAGAAGUCAAUUAAGAUGAUCAUUAUUGUGCUACUCACAUUCAUCAUCUGCUUCUUACCUUUCCAUGUGAACCGAACCUUGUACUAUUACUUUAGAAAGUUAGACCUUGACUGUGAUACGUUAAAUGCAAUCAACAUGGCCUACAAAGUGACAAGACCGCUGGCUAGCGCCAACAGCUGUCUAGAUCCCAUCUUGUACUUUCUUGCUGGACAAACUGUGCGAAGGAACAUUAUUCCUAGGAGUGGACUCACAAAAGUUAAAAACAAGUUUUCAACCUAUGUACGAAGUAAUAACUCAAGCUCUGCCACGAACAGUAAUGCUGCAGAGAACAGCUUUACCCCCAUUUCUUCUGACAUGCCCUCAGCUCCCAGUCCUAGCCCAACUGUAAUUACCAGGAUGUAG
This is a messenger RNA of Staurois parvus, 1083 nucleotides long. The record is from the annotation of a GenBank genome assembly. NCBI's taxonomy places the organism in Eukaryota, Metazoa, Chordata, Amphibia, Anura, Ranidae.